Messenger RNA from Closterium sp. Naga37s-1, 732 nucleotides. Lineage: Eukaryota; Viridiplantae; Streptophyta; Zygnematophyceae; Desmidiales; Closteriaceae. The record is from the annotation of a GenBank genome assembly.
GACGACGUCGACUGUGCCUUUUACAUGAAAUGCGGCAGCUGCAAUUUUGGCAGCACGUGCAAGUUCAACCAUCCAGAGCUGCCGCACAUGGCCCCCCACGUUGGCCCACCACGCUUCACCUCUCUGCACCGAGCUGACUGUCAUCCUGAGCAGCGGGAUCUAACAGACGCGUGGCUGCUACCGGCAGGUCCCCGCAUGCACCCCUUCUCGCCACACCCCUUCCCUGAACGGCCCGGCCAGCCCGAAUGUGCGUUCUACAUGAAAACAGGCCAGUGCAAGUUUGGAGCAUACUGCAAGCCAGUGCAAAUUCGGAGCAGACUGCAAGCCAGUGCAAAUUCGGAGCAGGCUGCAAGUUCCAUCAUCCCCGCAUGCGCCUCUCCUCCCCCUCACCUUCCCCUCCCCUUCCCCUCCCCUCCCCCUCACCUUCCCCUCCCCUUCCCCUCCUCUUCCCCUCCCCCUUCCCCACCCCAUCAGUUCUACAUGAAAACAGGCCAGUGCAAGUUUGGAGCAGACUGCAAGUUCCAUCAUCCCCGUAUGCGCCUCCCCUCCCCCUCCGCUGCUGCUGCAAGCGGGGCAGGGGGGACAGGUCAAGGCGCAGGGGGAGGGGGGGGGAUUGGAGGGGGGGGCAUGGGGGGAGAAGGCGGGGGGACUGACGGGCACGUGUGUCGCUACAGAGCCACAUGCAAGUUUGACCACCCACCGCCAGCAGAGGCAGCUGCACGCAUGUUUUGA